UUGGUGGAACUGACUGGGUUGACCCUGAUGACCCCACUGUUGUCGCCGAAAAUGAACUGUUGACAGCCGCCAGCUCCAUUGAGGCUGCAGCCAAGAAAUUGUCGCAGCUGAAGCCUCGGCAACAAGCAAAGAGAGCAGAUGAAAACCUAGACUUUGAAGAUCAAAUCUUAGAAGCUGCCCGAUCUAUCGCAGCAGCAACUGCAGCUCUGGUGAAGUCAGCUUCUGCAGCACAGAGGGAGCUUCAUUCUGUUGAUGAUGAUGGCCAGUGGUCUCAGGGUCUUAUCUCAGCUGCAAGAAGGGUUGCAGCUGCUACACAUAGCCUGUGUGAGGCAGCAAAUGCUAUGGUCCAGGGACAUGCCAGUGAGGAGAGAUUGAUAGCCGCAGCUAAGGAGGUCGCUGGCUCCACCGCCCAACUCUUGAUGGCUUGUAAGGUCAAGGCUGAACCAGGCUCCAAGGCCAUGCAAAGACUGCAGGCAGCAGGAAAUGCAGUCAAGAGAGCAACGGAGACACUGGUGAGAGCAGCUCAACAGACCAGAGAACACCAGGAUGAUGAGUCCAGCUUGACCGUCAACAAGAGAAUGGUGGAAGGCAUAGCUGAGGAAAUACAAGCUCAAGAAGAGAUUUUGAGAAAAGAGGUAGAGUUGAAUAACGCCAGAAAACGCUUGAUGAAAAUCCGGCAGGACAGAUACAAGGACCGGCCUCCAGAGGACAAUGCCACAUCUCCAUUGUAG
Messenger RNA from Candidula unifasciata, 731 nucleotides. The record is from the annotation of a GenBank genome assembly. Lineage: Eukaryota; Metazoa; Mollusca; Gastropoda; Stylommatophora; Geomitridae.